UGCGGCGGACUCGCGCCCAGGUCAUCCAGCCCAAGUCCCCACGUCUCAGAGUCGGUCCCAGUCUCGGUCUCAGUCACCAUCACCAUCACCAUCACCACCACCACCCCUGCCACCGCUGCUGGGCCCCCGGGAGCUGGUGGCGCUGGCGGGGGGGCUGGCGAGGAUGGGGGUUCCCUCCCGAGGCGGCCCGGCGGGGCAACAAGUGUGGCCGCUCAUCUACUCCGCCGCGCGCCUCAUGUGCACCUCCCCCGCCCUCGCCCUCACCGCCAGGACCCGCCGCGGACCCGGCCCCGCCCUCCCUGUAGCGGGGGCGUGGUGGCGGCCGGAGGAUGUCUUCGAGCUGCUGUCGGCUGCCGUACAGGCCUGCAAGCAUGCCUCCGUAACCGCCUCCUCCGUAACCGCCUCCGUCUCGCCCUCCGCCGCGGCCGCAGCUCCUGCUGCUGCUGCUGCGGCCCCCGCUACCGGGGAGGUGCCGGGCGCAGCAACUCCAGG
This is a messenger RNA of Astrephomene gubernaculifera, 492 nucleotides long. The record is from the annotation of a GenBank genome assembly. Lineage: Eukaryota; Viridiplantae; Chlorophyta; Chlorophyceae; Chlamydomonadales; Astrephomenaceae.